AUGGAGGGAAUGAACUAUGCCGCUUAUAAUCGGCAACCCGAGUCUUCCACCCCGCCGUCGUCGCGGCCACCCCAGAUCACCGCAGGCUGCCCAUAUCUCCAGGAGCAGCAGCAUAUGACAUUCGGAAGCCUUCACAAUCCACAUGCCGCCUCGCACUACACCCCUCCUCGUCAUAUUUACGACCCCGUGCAUAAUGCAGGCGCUUCAUGGACGUCGGCGGCACCUCCGCCGUAUCAUCCGGCGUGGUCCACAUUGCCGUUGCCGAAUGGACGCCAGGCCGUUGGAGACCUGAACUUUGGCCCUACAAAUCAAGCAAUCCCGGGCCCGCAGCGACCUUAUCCCAUGGCACCUGCACCCUAUGGCUCGUUCACCCGGGAUUGGGGACAGGAUUAUCCAGCGUUCACCCCGAGAUCAAGAGCCAGUCACCCUUCGCAGCCCACCUCAUUUGGCUCGCCAAAUUCUCUCCCUCUGUCAAACAACCAAACGAGGGAAGACACGUCCCAAGCGACUAGCAUGAACUCCGGCCACCUUCCAGCUACUUCUUGGACAGCCAGUUCGUCUGCACCGCCAGCCGCCGUGUCAUCCAUCCGCUCGACUGCGUCGCCACACGCUGAUGGUGGUUCAGCCUCGCCUGAUGACAGUGAUUCAAGUGAAACGUCUUCAGCAGGUCGCAUGCAUUCACCGCCCAUAGCGAACGGAAGCAAUCCUGCCAUGGAAACCUCUGUAUCAAACAAUGGACCGGUGACUCCCGAAGCCCUGCCUCAGCCUAGAGGCACUCAGACAUCUGCUCAGCCUGGGUUCUCUAAUCCACCACCAACUGGCCCAAGUCGCGAUCGGAGACCUGCCGUGGAAUUCAGGGGACUCCGCGGCGCUCGUUUCAGUAUGUCACGUCUCCACGGGGACGUGGCUGACGAGGCUCUUCGGAACAGCUUGGAAGUGCAACAUCGCUUCUUUGAUGGAUUUUAUUCGUCAGACGGGGCGACUGGGCUGAGAGGAGUCGAGUUGACGGAAGACCGCAUCAGGCAACAUCAGCUGGCUAGAGGAGGCCUGACGGCUCGGCAGAUCGCAUCACCUUCUGCUAUUGCCUCACUAGAGAUCGUUGAUGUCAGUACUUUAGACGAGAACGAGCGGACAACUCCCGAAGGUGUCACUGAGGCUCCUCUACGGCUUCCUAAAUGCAAACAUGUAUUUGGAGACCGCUGCAUCAAGAAGUGGUUCGAGGAGUCAGAUAGUUGUCCGUACUGCCGCCACAAGCUGCCUUCUAUUCAGGUAUUCCGACCAAACAAGAGCAGCACUGGACAUGCGGUGGUCACGCAAAUGAGCUCCGCGCAACAUGAGCUCCUGAACCGAAUUAUGAGCACGGCUAGGAGAGAGGACAGAGAGGACAUAGCUCUUGCUGAGGCCCGUCUGCACCACAACGGGCGGAGGUCGCCUCCUGACGAACUCGGAAAUUCGCGGAGGCGCCUCCGUGCCAGACAUUCCAGUUUCCGAGGCUCCCCUCCCCUGCCAGCGAUGGGCGUGAGGCCCAACUCAUUUGCAGGCUCCAGUUCUGCAUCAACUGCCUCUUCCACGCAGCACAGUCCGGGACGCGAUAGGCACGGCCCCUACCAUGCGCAGAGCAUGGCAUGGAUCCCGCCUUUCCAUGGCCAACUUGGAGCUCAUCGGCGCCUAGGCGCUUACGGCCAGAGCAACCCGUCACCUCGGAAUACGGACCCCUAUGGCGAACGACCUGGCAUGCCUACCAUGCCGGACAGCUACUUCCAUACCUAUUCGUUACCAGGCGAUAUGGGGAGGCCAGGACCGGUACCGCCUAUGAUGGCUACACAGUCGCACGAGAGAGCAGCUGUUCCUCCCGCACUCCCGCCCGUGAUACCCCCAUUGAACAUCGGUCAGCAGCAGCCUCAGGGCAACCAGAUGAUGCACAACUCGCCUCCGAGACAGAGCCAGCCACCGAGCUUCCACCAGCCGGCAAGCUACCCCACCUCAAUGACGCGAUCGACAGUUGCACCCAUACCCGGACUGGACUUUGGACCUAACGAUAACCUCGCUCCUGUUCCCCAAUCGGUACCUGGCGGACAUAAUUGGCAUAUGUAA
Molecule: messenger RNA, 2094 nt
Organism: Thyridium curvatum
Lineage: Eukaryota; Fungi; Ascomycota; Sordariomycetes; Thyridiales; Thyridiaceae
Exons: 4
Coding region: 1-2094 (697 amino acids)
Biological process (GO): protein ubiquitination
Cellular component (GO): cytoplasm
Molecular function (GO): ubiquitin protein ligase activity
Source: RefSeq, a predicted model, not a curated record